GGCCACCAAGUGGGCCCAAAGACAGGCCAAGAGGGCCUCCGUAGACAUCUUGGUUCAAGCCAUUGACCCAGUGGAGGUCUCCAAGUUGGUAUCCUGUCUGGUUCCGGGCUGGACAGCCCCCCAUCGCCAGACUCCGCGCCAUGCUUCAGGAUGGUGAGGCGGCUCUCGCCGAGCAGGGGAAGGGGAAGGUGGCGCGCCCUGAGCCGGACGGGAUCAGCUUGGCCCUCACGCGAUGCCCAACGGAAGAGCUGCUCGCCUUCUCCGUCGGCGACGGCGGCCAGGACGCCAACGCGCACGAGGAGAGCUGGAGCUGGGGCGCCACCGCGCUGCCGGAGAACGGCGGCGAGCUGGCGCUCCUCGAGGUGACGUCCCCCGCCCGCCCGCGCCCCAGCCCCCCCAGGCGCCUCAGGUCCGAGGCGUACUGGGAGCAGAAGGCCGCCGUCGCCGCCAGGUGGCCCGCACGUUCGCCUUGGGAGCUGGGCGUGAGGGCGCGUCGCCCGUGCCUCGACGAAGGUGGGAGCGGCCUGGCCGGCAGCCGCGAAGGGCACCGCUUCGGGCCCGCGGCGCCCGCGGCGCCGGCGGCGGGGCGCGCCGAGGGCGACGGCGCGAUCGGCAGCCCCGGGAGCCGGGCGGGCGCCAUCUCGAGGGCGUUGCGCCGCGAGGCGCGCGGGCCCCCCGCGCCGCCGGGGUCGCCCUCGGCGGCGCUCGGGGCCGCUCCGAGCUCGCGCGGCUGAUCUCGAGCAAAAGUCGGCGGUGAGCCCGGGGGGGGGAAGGCAGUAUAACCAAACCACACUGACGUUUUCCUCUGUAUGAUCGUGCCGCCUGGCCAGGAGAGCCGCCAGCUAGUGGCGCGUGCCGUCAGCGCCCGCCUGGCCGCGUCCAUUUGGGGGGAGCGGUCAGGGGAGCUUCCCUCAGUCCAGGGCGAGCCCUGCACCUCGUAUCAGAUGGAUCAACGUGGACGCCUCCUGCCUCGCGCGCCAGACGCACGGCACGAAUUUUUAUCCCUGGACUUUUUUGUCGUGAUUCUGGAUGUUCCAAAGAUUUUGCUAGUCACUGCACUACUUGGCAUGGUUCACGCCAGCCCAGGGGAAUAGCAUGGAAACGGCGCAGGGCACGCCACGUGGCCACGGGCUGUCAGCCGCGCCGUAUAUAUUGCGUGAUACGCAGCUUCGUCCACAGCGUCAGGCGCAAUGUGGGCGGAAAAGUUUAAGCACGUGCUCCUGUACAGUCUCGGCGUACGUCCAAGUAGGGCCGACUCUCAGAGUCUGUCCUGCGUUUCUUGCGCCAUGUCUUACCACGAUGGUGUUGGCAACAAUUUGUUCAUUCCUCGCCCAGUGGUGGCCAAUCCCCGAUCUUCAUGGCAACAGUUUCUUUUAAUGCCGUGCCCAGUGGUGGCGAACCCUCAAUCUUCAUCCUCCUCCUGCUCCGUCUAGGUUUCUUUGGAAGCGCUGCAGCGCCCACAUUUUUUCCCAACCAUCCUGUGGUGUUGGGUCCUCGUUUUGAAGAGACGGUGCCCCGCGUUCCUCCUCCUUCCUCCCGCUGCCCCCUCCCCCUCCUCCUCCCCCUUGCCUCUGC
Molecule: messenger RNA, 1575 nt
Organism: Prorocentrum cordatum
Lineage: Eukaryota; Dinophyceae; Prorocentrales; Prorocentraceae
Source: the annotation of a GenBank genome assembly